Molecule: messenger RNA, 1099 nt
Organism: Carassius auratus (goldfish)
Lineage: Eukaryota; Metazoa; Chordata; Actinopteri; Cypriniformes; Cyprinidae
Exons: 5
Coding region: 1-972 (323 amino acids)
Source: RefSeq, a predicted model, not a curated record
AUGACAGUCGACAGUGACUCCAAUGAGACAGUACAGGCUGAAGUUACUGAGAAACUCCGAGACAAACUGCAGCUGGACCAUCAGACCGGAGAUCUCAAGAUCAGAAACAUCAGAAGCGCAGACUGUGGACUCUAUGAACUUGAUAUCAACAGCCCCAGAGGGUCAUCCAAAAAAUCCUUCAGUAUCAGUGGUGUGGCGUCGGAUGACACGAAGGUUGUGUUGGUGAUGGAGAGAGACUCUGUCAUUCUACCUUCGGGUCUAUCUAAAAUACAGAGAGAAGAUCAGAUAACCUGGAAGUUUAAAGACACACUCAUAGCUAAAAUAAAUGAAACCGCUGGAAUCUUCUCUACAUAUGAUGAUGUUUUUGAUGGGAGAUUCAGAUACAGACUGCAUCUGACCAAUCAGACUGGAUCGCUCAUCGUUACUAACGUCAAACCCAACAUCUCUGGACUUUAUGAAAUCAACAUCAGCAAGAGCAGCAGCAGAUACACCACGCACAAGACGUUCAAUGUGACUUCCAAGGAAGGAGAAAGCAGGCAGUCUGUGACGGAGGGAAAUUCUGUCACGCUACUAUCUGGUGUUUCUGAAAUACACAGCGAUGACGUGAUCGCAUGGAGGUCUGAGCAUGGAGACUCUAUCAUAGCAAAAAUCGAUAGAGGGAAGGUCUUCAAUACGCUGGACGGAGCUGAUGGGAGAUACAGCGGCACACUGGAACUGGACAGUAAGACCGGAUCUCUGACCAUCAGGCACAUCAGAACUGAACACGCUGGACUUUAUCACCUGGAUAUCACCGGCCAGCGGCGCACAAUAUUCAAGAGAUUCUUUAUUUCUGUCUGUUCACAGAAUUGGUUUCGAUAUGUUAUGGUGGUAAUUGUUGUUGCUGUUUUGCUGUUGGUCGUGAUUGGAGCUAUUGCUGUGAUUCGUUGUCGUCAAACACAAAAUGGCAAGUAUUACAAAAAGCUGAUGUAUUAAGCAGAUCAUUUGAGAUUUACUGUGUAGCAGAGACUUUGAAGAAGAAAAAAUGUGAUGUGAAAGCAUUUUAAAUGUGUUUAAUUGGGCUCAGUGCCAUUAGGGGGAAUCCAGUAUCAGGUAAGAUGCU